Molecule: messenger RNA, 818 nt
Organism: Triticum urartu
Lineage: Eukaryota; Viridiplantae; Streptophyta; Magnoliopsida; Poales; Poaceae
Source: RefSeq, a predicted model, not a curated record
CGUUCCGAUCGAACACACGAGACUAAUUCACGUACGAAACAAAGAAUGCCGGCCAGCCCUGAGCAGCAGUUGAAGGAGAUCACCAAGGUCGACCUCCGAGGGCUGGAGCCUGGCCGGCCAGGGUGGGACGAAGCCCGGGACGCGGUGACCACGUCCAUGGUGGCGCACGGCUGCGCCAUGGUCCAUGUCCAGCACGUCGGGCUGGACGAGGACAUCCGGCAGGCGCUGUUCGGCCGCGCCAUGCCGGAGCUGUUCGCGCUCCCCGCGGAGGCCAAGCAGCGCAACGUCAACAGCGACGUGCAGUACGGAGGGUACAUCGGGCAGAUACCCGGCAUGGCGUACGAGAGCAUGCGCAUCAAGGACAUCACCGACGCCGUCCACAUCAGCGACUUCGCCGGUCUGCUCUGGCCGCAGGGCAACCCCGCCUUCUGUGACACGGUCGGGGAGUUCGCCAAGAAUGCUGUCAGCCUGGAGAAGACGGUGACGAGGAUGGUCUUGGAAGGCCUGGGCGUCCGGGACGAGCACGCCCUCGACUCGCACCGCGACCAGCUCUGCUACAGCUUCCGGAUGUCCUACUAGAGCAUCUGCCCGGACAGGGGCGGACCCAGGACAAAAAUGACCGGGGGUCCCAUGUCUAUUACAUAUAUGUGGAUAUCAAGUCAUAAUGUAGAUAAAAGUAAUACACUUAUAACAAUAUAAUAUACCUAGAAUACCAUAUGACGAUGAAUAUGAUUGCAAAAGGUCCAAAAUAAAGAGUUCGCUUGAAAUAUUAGUUGAUUGCUAGAAACUGAACAGUAAAUGAGAACCAAAGUUUUCAA